This is a messenger RNA of Penicillium verhagenii, 2361 nucleotides long. RefSeq lists its product as uncharacterized. The coding region runs from base 1 to 2361 and encodes 786 amino acids. The transcript has 9 exons. NCBI's taxonomy places the organism in Eukaryota, Fungi, Ascomycota, Eurotiomycetes, Eurotiales, Aspergillaceae. Gene Ontology annotation, biological process: DNA repair. The record is from RefSeq and is a predicted model, not a curated record.
AUGCGCGGUGUUACCUUGUCAUCUGAUAUCUCAACCAAUAUCUCGUCCUCUGAUAUUAUCACCAAUUCUAAGGCAACACGCGAUGUUGGAGGUCAAUCAUCAUCCUCGUCUUCUCGUGUGAUCACCCGAUCUCAAACUAGAGAUGGUCAAGCAAAGAAGACCACAAUUACAAGUGAGGUGGCCAGCGAUGAGACGACGCCGCAAAAGAAAUUGAUUGUUCGAUUCCCUGCCCGUAUUGUCGAAAGUGUCUUCGAGGAGAAUGUAGCAAACCAGGAUAUCGAUCAUGACAUGCCGGAUGCCCCUGUCCAAGAAAAUGGCAUUUCAAGGGACGAGUUUAUCGUCCUCCCCCCGCCUACGACAACACCUGCUAAUGCUAUCCCGCCUACAACAACACCUGCCAAUGCUCUCUCACCUGCAACAACACCUGCCAAUACCAACCCGCCUGUGACAACACCCGCCUUCCAAUUCCAUGGCAACCCUCUAGCAUGGGCAGAGACCCGCCAGAGUCUCUGCGACUCCCUUGAAUGGUACCGUUCGGUUCAAGGGUCGGCAUACCAAAAAGACGGGGUUUGCUACGGCCUUCUUUUUGACGGUGAUUGUGGGACCCGAUUCCACAUCGAUGAUGAGGUUAUCAUCACUCGAGUCGGUGGAGGCUACGCCAAAAGCGCAGACGGAGUUCUUCGUCUCGCAAAAAACCAGAGAAUUGAUGAGUAUCCUGCGAAAGCAAUUAACUUUAGUUUGAACAACAACAUUCCUGUCGGGGUUGUUCUUGGCCGGGAUAAUAACGACCUCGGGGGAAAGCUUCCUCACCGUUACAAUGUUUUGAGCUACUUCCGAGUUACUGACAUGUGGUAUGAGCAAAUUGAUGGCUUUAUCGGGUUGAAGUUUCGCCUUGAAAAGAUCGAUAUGCAUGAAAAGAGCUGGUGGGCCGACGCUGCUACCCCGAACCCUCUCUCGUACCGUGCAAGAUAUCCAUUCACCUUGCCGGAGAUUGAAGAGUGCCCUCACUGCGCAUUUGACAGUCCUCAGGUGUUCCAAGAGGGCUGGAUGUGUCUAGAAGACUCAUGUCCUGAGUUUUGGAAAAUGAACGGAGCCAGCGCACCCACAAAUCUCACUUACCAUCACGACUGGUUAAAAGCACGUCGAGAUCCGAGCACUGUUAAUCCACCCAAAUUCGAACUGAUUCCGAAUGCCAUCACAGAGAUGUGCCGAUACAACAAGCUUGCAUCCACUCUUCGUGACAACUGGCGUGGCAUUGUAUGCCCUUUGUGCUACAAAUGCAUACAGCGAACUCAAUGGAAUGGGUGGAAGUGUACCACCGACCCUUUAACCCAGAGUGAGCCUGGAGCGUGCCAAUUCACGCUAAUGGUGAGCUUGCGCCCAGUCCCAAUUACCUCCGUUUUUGAACCGCAAGUUACACAUCUUCUGGGUAACGGCAUGCGCAAGUUCAAAGGGGCAAAGGGAGAUUCCACUUCUUGCUGGCCCUAUAUCAAGCGCACGUACCCGCUGCCUGGAAUUGGCUCUGUGACCCACUUUGUUGCUACAAGGGCAGUCUGGGAGCAGCCAGAAGGCGUGAAUUAUCUGUUUGACACUCUUCAGAGAGAAAAAUUGGGCUUGGAGCGAUAUCCCCUUAACAAUGCCGUUGUUACGGGAAUGCUGACAUCUCAUUUCGCUGUGAACUAUGGAAUGCCGUACAAAUACGUUGUUUCAGUGCGGUCCAAGGGCUUUGAUGAAGCCCCAGAAUGUAUCCUUCGGGCACUAGGGCGACUUACAUGGGCUACUCAGGAGGCUGUCACUGCCGCUGGUGAGAAGGCCCUUCUACCAAAUGAGCUGCUUGCUCUGGGGUACUUCCAGGGGAUGAAGAUAGGCCAGUUCCAUGAUGAUGGUGAAAGUUCACUGGGUCCAACAAUUGCGACAUUGUCUCUUGGAGCGUCGUCCACAAUGAAAAUCCGCAUGAAAGGUAAGAGCUUUCAUGGACAGUCAGCGCGGCACGUUCCCUUGAACCCAGACCCUGUCCCUCCUGGGUGCCAACAUGAGAUAUCUCGUCGGAGAUUAAAGGAGAAAUUCAACACGGGGUCUAUCACAAAGGAAGAGUAUAAUCGUCGACGCGCAGAAUUAUUCCGUCAUUCUUCGGUAACUGGACUUGCGCCUGUCUCUAUCCACCUUCAUCUUCAACACGGGGACUUAGUCGUGAUGCAUGGCGAAGGCUUACAACAGUAUUAUGAGCACUCUGUUGAGUCUCUCAAUUCCCUGCGCUUUGCACUGACUGCUCGGUACAUCAAGCCGGAUGAUCUUAACCAGUCCGAACUCCAAAAGGGACAGUUUACACUCACUGCUGAUCAAGUCUACAAGACCAAUUGA